Rosa chinensis is the source of this 1721-nucleotide messenger RNA. RefSeq names its product protein IQ-DOMAIN 14. The record is from RefSeq and is a predicted model, not a curated record. The coding region runs from base 212 to 1537 and encodes 441 amino acids. The transcript is spliced from 3 exons. NCBI's taxonomy places the organism in Eukaryota, Viridiplantae, Streptophyta, Magnoliopsida, Rosales, Rosaceae. Gene Ontology annotation, molecular function: protein binding.
UGAGAAACAGAUAGGUUUUCUGUUUCAAACUUCUAAGUUUUUUUUUUUUUUUUCUCCCAAAGAUUUUAUUCUUUACCGACUACUCUGUUUCUCCGAAAGUACAUAAGUUUGUGAGCUGUAACCCUGCUUUUGCUUUCACACGCAAUCCUUUAAACACUUCUCAUCUUCUUCUUCUUCCUCUCCACAGCUUAAACACACUCUGACUGUGAAAAUGGGUAGAGCAACGAGGUGGCUUAAGGGCUUGUUUGGGAUUAAGAGGGACAAAGACAGAGAGCAGCAGCAGAGACCCAAUUCAGAUUCAGCUUUGGUUUCCUGUUUUGAAUACAAGAAAGCUUCAAGCUUUGGGAGGGAGGCGAGUCCUCCUCCGGCGACGACUCUGCUGUGUCAUAAUCCGGCCACUAUCCCGCCGAACAUUUCACCGUCCGAGGCUGCCUGGCUGAGGUCCUUCUACAAUGAAACAGAGAAUGAACAGAGCAAGCACGCAAUCGCAGUUGCGGCCGCCACUGCCGCCGCUGCUGAUGCCGCGGUUGCUGCGGCUCAGGCGGCCGUGGCGGUCGUCCGCCUCACUAGCAAUGGCAGAGGCACCAUGUUCGGCGGCGGCCGCGAGAGAUGGGCCGCCGUCAAGGUCCAAACUUGCUUCCGGGCAUACUUGGCCAGAAAAGCCCUGAGAGCUCUGAAGGGACUGGUGAAGUUACAGGCAUUAGUGAGAGGCUAUUUAGUGAGGAAGCAAGCCACUGCUACACUCCACGGUAUGCAAGCUCUGGUCAGAGCACAGGCCACUGUUCGUUCUCAUAAAUCCAGGGGCCUCAACCUCAACAUUAACAUCACUGAAGCCAACAGAAUCGAAAUGCGCGCACGAAAAUCCACGGAGAGGUUUGAUGAUAGUCGGAGCGAGCACACAGCUCCGAGCCACAGCAGGAGGCUCUCUGGUUGUUUGGAGAACAACAACAGUUUCAACACCAUUGAUGAAAUUCCCAAGAUUGUUGAGGUUGACACAGGAAGGCCCAAAUCCAGGUCUCGUAGAACCAACACUUCCAUUUCUGAACUAAGCGACGAAUUUUACCAGGCAGUGUCUUCUCCACUCCCCUGUUGCUGUCCGGCCAGGUUGACCAUCCCCGACCACCGGAACUUCCAGGAGUCCGACUGGGGACUCACCGGAGAGGAAUGCAGGUUCUCCACGGCGCAGAGCACGCCGAGAUUUGUGAACUCCUGCGGGUCUAAUGCCCCGGCGACGCCGGCCAAGAGUGUCUGCGCCGACAACUUUUACAGGGGAUUUGGGAACAACCCGAAUUACAUGGCGAGCACUCAGUCUUUCAAGGCCAAGUUGAGGUCUCACAGCGCUCCGAAACAGAGGCCGGAGCCGGGGACAAAGAAGAGGCUUUCGCUUAAUGAGUUGCUCGAGUCAAGGAACAGUUUGAGUGGUGUUAAGAUGCAGAGGUCUUGUUCACAAGUGCAGGAAGCCAUUAAUUUCAAGAAUGCUGUGAUGGGGAAGCUUGAUAGGUCGUCAGAUUUUAGUAGCUUGCUGAGGAGGUCUUAAUGUUCAAGCUAGUUAACCUUGUUCAGCUCUUAGCAAAGAGAUUAGGGUUUAUAGCAGAAAUUUUAGAAGCUUGUAGAUGAAAUUGAGUUAGUACUAGGGCAAUGAGGUUCUUAAUGAGGUUGUUGUGUAUGUUAAUUAUAUGAAUGCAAUGGAAGCAAUUAUCAAAUUAUGAUUGAAUUGCAAA